AUGUCGGAAAUAAGCUCUACUGCCGAGUACAAGAAGGAUGAGGAUGGAUAUGCGCUCAAUCCCCCAAGACGAACCAUACAGCUGCAGUUACCUUUCGGUGGACCGUUGGACUUUAGCCCCAAGUUUGAAUAUUGUCCAGGAGAGGUUGCAAACAUAACGAUACGACAACAUCGAAAGUUAAAACUGGUUCGAACACUGUGCAAAUACAACGCUUCAUAUUUUAUACCAAAUGGUUUCUAUUUGUGUGAGGCAGUUUGGAACGCUUUUAGCGAGAUCGGUCAGCUGUACAUCCUACGAACGAUUAAACUGGACAACGGGGUCAUGCGCAAGAUCGAGUCCUUCUGUGGAGGCGAUGUGUUUAAUACGAACGCAUCCGUAGACUCUCCAGGUGUGCAUAUAGGCGCGUUCAAUCCAUAUUUCACAAUCGAAGAUAGCAAACGAUAUCACAGCGUUCCUGCUAACAUUAAGGCCAAAUGGUAUGAUACAUACCAUUGUAUCCAUACGGGCGAGUUCAAUAAAGAAAACACUAUGGCUGAUGCAGAGCAUAAGAUAAUUACGAGACGUCGUUUUGGGCUUUCUAAUUACAUUCAGCUUUUCAAUAGGCAGCAGCACAACACGGAUCCAGCAAGGCUGAUUGAGCAUUGCAAAAAUGCGGGAAGUUAUGAUUUCGGUUCCCUUGUCGAUCCCGAAUCUACGCCAGGGGAGAUCACCACUAAUUCCGAAAAGUCAAUCGACUAUAAUCGACCAUGGGCGAGCCACGAUCCAGGAUACCGGAACCUGUAUCUCAAGAACGGCAAGAACGCGGUAACAGUGUCGGUGGAAAAGAAGCAAAGACCUGACGCAUUGAAGUUCGCAGCACAGCCUCUUAUCGCUUACUGGCCACUCGAUCCUUUGAGGCACUUCUUAGCACACCCAGAAGGCGUCUAUUUGGACGACUGGUGGACGUGCCAGGUUCAUUGUUUUGAAGGAUCGGAGGGGUCUAGACUACGUGCGAAAUGUCGAUCGCAAUUCACAGGAAAAGGCGAUCUGAUCAAGGAUACGAUCAUUGGCAUUGGACGCGCUGCUCAAAGUUUCAAUGCCAAAACGAACAAAUGGCACUUUUUGUGCCUUAACGGGAAGCAGUAUGGGGGCGACCUAAUGAGACAAUUCGGCAUAGGCGAAGAUUUCCCUAUACCUGAGGACUAUGGGAGCGAUGCUUGGUACCUAGGCGACGAGUCGCCUGUACAGCAUCACGCGCCACCAACGCCGCAAAUACUGCGUGGCACGUAUGACGGAUAUCAACUUUACAAUGGGAGAACAGCUUUGGAGGUCGCCCAGGAGUCUAAGAAGCGUUCAUCGUCGAGUACCGAUCUAGUAUCGGAAAGCAAGAAAAGACAUAAAAAGGCUGCGAACAAGGAAGGUGAGAAGGACCUUCGUUCGAAAUCGAAAUCGGAUGUCGAAAAGCUUGAGAAGGAACUAGCAGAAGCGAAGACUUAUAGCUUCCAGGUCCUAAGUGACCUCAAGGCAGAAAAGGAGAAAUAUUUCAAUGCCGAAAAAGAGCUCAAUACGGACACGAUCAGGGAGCUCCGCCAGGAGCUCGACGCAACGAAUAUCAAGCUAUCGACAUCGAACGCUGAUUGUGAAACGGCAAAGGCCGAAGUAGACGCUUUCAAUACAGACUUGGCAAAGUUCACUGACGAGGGAAUGCAAACACUGCGCGAUAACCUAUUCAAGAAGCUCGAAACAGCCCAGGGGGACCUGCUCAAAGCGAAUGAAAAGCUGCUCAAAUUUGGCAAGUUGGGCCUUAACCCAGAUAAGUACAUGCUAGUAAGCGAAGCCGAUGAGAUGAAGCAAGAAUACGGCGCAACUAUCGAUCAGCUUAAGUCAACGAACGAUACCCUACACAGAGAAUACGAUAUAACUAUCGAUCGACUUAACACGACAAGCGAUACCCUUCGCAAAAAAUACGAUGCAACUAUCGAUCACCUUAACACCACAAUCAACUCCCUUCGUGCAGAAAAGCAGCAGAUCAAACGGGAGCUAGAUGCAACAAUAGCAAAUUCGCAUAAGGCUGGGAAAGAACAAGGCGUUAUUACACUACAGGAUUUGCAGCGGGUUGAGCGUGAGCGAGAUACAGCGAUAGCAAAUUUGGGUGCAGCUGAGAAGGGAGGAACCGAUAUUGCUCUGCAGCAAGUCAAGAGUGAACGAGAUGCAGCGGUAGCAGAAUUGCGGACGGCUGAGAAAGGCCGUAACGACGCGAAAAAGGAGUGCGAUCAUCUAUGGGGCGUGGUACGCAGUCUGACGGACGCAGGAAGAUCGAGGUUUACGGACGGUACAAGCGCUGAAGGGAGCGACGCAAAAAACGCCUAG
This is a messenger RNA of Bacidia gigantensis, 2349 nucleotides long. RefSeq lists its product as uncharacterized. The record is from RefSeq and is a predicted model, not a curated record. NCBI's taxonomy places the organism in Eukaryota, Fungi, Ascomycota, Lecanoromycetes, Lecanorales, Ramalinaceae. Bases 1 to 2349 code for a protein of 782 amino acids. The transcript is spliced from 4 exons.